Trichosporon asahii var. asahii CBS 2479 is the source of this 459-nucleotide messenger RNA. RefSeq names its product nucleoside-diphosphate kinase. The record is from RefSeq and is a predicted model, not a curated record. NCBI's taxonomy places the organism in Eukaryota, Fungi, Basidiomycota, Tremellomycetes, Trichosporonales, Trichosporonaceae. The transcript has 5 exons. The coding region runs from base 1 to 459 and encodes 152 amino acids. Gene Ontology annotation, molecular function: nucleoside diphosphate kinase activity. Gene Ontology annotation, biological process: GTP biosynthetic process; UTP biosynthetic process; CTP biosynthetic process.
AUGUCCGUCAACGAGCAGACCUACAUCAUGAUUAAGCCUGACGGCGUCCAGCGCGGUCUCGUCGGUGAGAUCAUCGGCCGCUUCGAGAAGCGUGGCUUCAAGCUCGUUGCCCUCAAGCUCAACCAGCCCUCCAAGGAGCAGCUUGAGAAGCACUACGCCGACCUCAAGGACAAGCCCUUCUUCCCCUCGCUCAUCAAGUACAUGCUCUCCGGCCCCGUCGUCUGCAUGGUUUGGGAGGGUCUUGACGCUGUCAAGACUGGACGCGCCAUGCUUGGUGCUACCAACCCCCUCGCCUCUGCUCCUGGAACCAUUCGCGGCGACUACGCACUUCAAACUGGAGCUAACGUUUGCCACGGCUCCGACUCUGUCGAGAACGGCCAGAAGGAGAUUGCUCUCUGGUUCCCCGAGGGCAUCUCGCAGUACAAGCUCUCGUCUGCCGACUGGGUUUACGAGCAGUAA